AUGGUCUCAGACUUCUUCUAUCCAAACAUGGGUGGGGUGGAGGAGCACAUUUUUAAUCUGUCCCAGUGUCUGCUGGGUUUGGGACACAAAGUUGUUGUACUCACGCAUUCCUACGGAGAUAGAGUUGGGGUACGUUACAUGACCAACGGCCUGAAAGUCUACUACAUACCAGUCAAGGUCUUCUACAAUCAAUGUGUUCUUCCGACCAUGAUCUGUUCCAUUCCAUUAAUUAGAUACAUCUUCAUCAGGGAAGAGAUUCAAAUAGUGCAUGGCCAUUCAGCAUUUUCCGCGCUAGCUCACGAAGGGAUGCUAAUCGGCCGAUUAAUGGGACUGAAAACCAUUUUUACCGAUCAUUCCCUGUUUGGGUUCGCCGAUGCCUCGGCGAUCUUAACGAAUAAGUUUCUGGAGAUAUCUUUAGCAGACUGUGAUCACUGCAUAUGCGUGUCCCACACGGGAAAAGAGAAUACAGUAUUAAGGGCCAAGGUACCGAAGGAGAAGGUUUUCGUUAUACCAAAUGCUGUGGACACAACGCUGUUUAUGCCAGACGUUAAUAAACAGGAUACUAAUUUUAUCACGAUAGUGAUAGUGUCGCGAUUAGUGUAUCGCAAAGGCGUCGAUUUAUUAGCUCGAAUUAUACCCGAUAUUUGUAGUCGGCACCUGGAUGUGCAGUUUCUGAUUGCCGGUGACGGUCCUAAGAGAUGGCUUAUCGAGGAGGUACGGGAAAGAAAUUUGUUGCAACACAGAGUCACGUUACUAGGAAGCGUGGAACAUUGCGAGAUUAGGCAUGUGUUGAACAAAGGCCAUAUCUUUUUGAACACUAGCCUCACAGAAGCUUAUUGUAUGGCAAUCGUUGAAGCUGCCUCUUGCGGUUUGCAAGUGGUAUCGACGAAAGUUGGUGGCAUUCCGGAAGUAUUACCUCCUGAUUUAAUUUAUUUAGUCGAGCCCACGGUACCUGCUCUCGUCGAUGGACUGGAAACUGCUAUAACAGAUUACAGAAAAGGCGAUAUCAAAUGCCCCUUCGAAACCAACAAACGAAUUAGUCUAUUUUACAACUGGUUCAAUGUAACCAGAAGAACUGAGAUAGUGUACAAUUUAGUAAGAAAAGAGGCCCGAAAAGAUUUAGGCGAACAAUUGGCAAACUACGUUCGCAGUGGAGUAUUAGCGUAUCUGCUGGUUGUGUCGCUGUGCUAUAUUAUUAUACAAAUUUUAGAAGUUCUCGUUCCAAGAAAGUACAUUGACAUCGCGAAAAAUUACACGGAGAUUAACGUGAUACAAGCACAAGGUGAUGGAAAAGAAGAUUGACGUCUUCGGAACAGAACACAUUUUCUUUCUAGUUACUAUUCCAUCGUUCAAGAUGUGUGUAUGU
Messenger RNA from Dufourea novaeangliae, 1366 nucleotides. RefSeq names its product N-acetylglucosaminyl-phosphatidylinositol biosynthetic protein (gene PIG-A). The record is from RefSeq and is a predicted model, not a curated record. Gene Ontology annotation, molecular function: phosphatidylinositol N-acetylglucosaminyltransferase activity. Lineage: Eukaryota; Metazoa; Arthropoda; Insecta; Hymenoptera; Halictidae. Gene Ontology annotation, biological process: GPI anchor biosynthetic process. Gene Ontology annotation, cellular component: glycosylphosphatidylinositol-N-acetylglucosaminyltransferase (GPI-GnT) complex. Bases 1 to 1302 code for a protein of 433 amino acids. The transcript has 6 exons.